Molecule: messenger RNA, 1533 nt
Organism: Lethenteron reissneri (Far Eastern brook lamprey)
Lineage: Eukaryota; Metazoa; Chordata; Hyperoartia; Petromyzontiformes; Petromyzontidae
Product: protein LSM12 homolog A-like
Molecular function (GO): RNA binding
Source: RefSeq, a predicted model, not a curated record
CGUGACGUCACCGCCUCUUCGCCGCCGCCUCCAGUCAAAAUGGCGGCUCCCAAUGACUACUUUAGCGUCGGGAGCCAAGUGGCGUGCGUGACCUGCCUCGGGCAGAAGAUCCACGGCGAGGUGCUCGCCUUCGACUACCACUCCAAGAUGCUCACCCUCAAAUGCCCGUCGUCGAGUGGCAAGGUGGGCGUGUGCGACGUGCUGCUCCUCAACCUGGCCCUCGUCUCCGAGGUGGACAUCCUCGCCGAGAGCAGCGAGCCGCCCCCCGUGCUCACGUCGCUCAACACCAACAAGAUUUGGUGGCAAGCAAACAGACUGAGCGGUGAACUCACCGAGCUACCGGCAACUCAUCCGCCCAUAUCGAUACCCGACGGAAAGUCCUCUCUCAAGCCGGGUGCACAGCGAGGUGGAGGAGAAGUUGAGUCACGCUCACGCCGUGAGCAUGGGGGUGUCGCCCGAGGGAAUCCUGUUGUUCCAAACGAUCCAGAAGACGAUCAAGGAAUGCAAGUGGAACGAGAAGAACAUCAUCGUGCUGGAGGACGUGGUCAUCUCUCCGCCGUACCGCGUCGAGAACUGCAAAGGCAGAGAAGGGAGCGCACUGACGCACGUGCGCAAAAUUGUUGAAAAACACUUCAAGGACGUGGACCAAGCCAAGUCGGGGCAGCCUUUGGCGCAGCAGCAGGCGGCACAGAGAGAAGCCCCGCUGUCGUUAUGAACCUCGGGGUUGCUCGUCCCCCCCCCACCUCUCCCUCCCCACCUGUACCCCCCCCACCCCAUUCCCCCAACCCACCGUCCCCCCCCGCCCUCCCUCUAAAACGGACAACCACGACUUCGUCCACUCUACCCAUGGCCACUCGGCUCUGUCUGAGGUGAUGGGGCGAUUAAUAAAAGAAGCAUCAACUGGGACCUCUUAAUCACAGCCCCGCUCCUCCGGUCACCCCCCCCCCCCCCCCCCCCACUGGUCGCCCUCCCGCCCCCACUCCUCUCGGAGAGGUCCCAGAAGAAUGAGAUGAGUACAAAUUAAUCCAACAUCCGAAAUAACUACGUUCCAACUUACCAAAUUCCCAAACGUUAUGUUUUACGAUGAAAAUAUUCCUCGUUCUUUUUUUUUCUCCCCCCCCCCCAACCCCCGUCUUGUUUUUGAAAACUGUUACACUCUUGGCCUUUGAUUUGGACAAAUUGAGUGCUAGAAUUUUCCGUCCCGUCACGUGAGAUAUGUCGGUCUUCCAAGUCUGAUGGCCCCGAGUUGGUGUCGACGCGGACUGCUGUUUUUGUAAAUGCCGUCCUCUCGUCUUAUCAACUCGAUUGGAAAUCAGUGUCCCCCCUGUGGUCUGUCCUCUGUUGAAUUCCUCGCAGUGUCGAAAUCUAAAACUCCCGAUAAACGUUUCCUUACGCGGCCCACAGAUCCACGCCGAACGUGCUACGCGCAAAUUAAAUUGUCCUCUGUGGCGAUUUCUAUUUAUGAGCGCGUAAUAAAAAAAAAUAUUUUCAAAUUUUUUUUUUUUUGUUCGGGGGGGGGGGGGGGGGGGGGGG